GCGCGCGCGGGCUGAUGGCGGAGCCGGGCCCCGAGGAGGAGGAGCUGGCGCACGCCGAGGUGCUCGAGCUGUUCCAGGAGGGGCUGGCCCGCCUCGUGCAGGACCCGCUGCUCUGCGACCUCCCCGUGCAGGUCACUGUGGAGGAAAUCAAUUCUCAGAUUGCGCUGGAGUAUGGCCAAGCCAUGACGGUGCGGGUGUGCAAGGCGGAUGAAGAAGUUAUGCCUGUAGUAGUGGUACAGAAUGCCAGUGUCCUGGACCUGAAGAAAGCUAUCCAGCGAUAUGUUCAGCUGAAGCAGGAGCGGGAAGGGGGCAUACAGCACAUUAGCUGGACGUACGUAUGGAGAACAUAUCACUUAACCUUUGCUGGAGAGAAAAUGACAGAUGACAAAAAGAAGCUGCGAGAGUACGGCAUCAGAAAUCGUGAUGAGGUCUGCUUUAUAAAGAAGCUUCGAAAGUGACCUGUAAGCUCCAGUUUUUCUGCCUGAAAAGGACUAACUCCAGGUUGUUACUGCAGCAGGACCAGCCUGCAGAUUCAGCAUCUUUCCAGAAGAGAAACUUGUGGCAUUUCAAAGAGCAAAGGCAGGAGGCAAUGAAAAUUCUCUGGUAGGUUAGUGUUUGAAUGUGGUGUUCGCUUUUGCUGUGCCCUGGCUAUGAAGGACAAAUGGUGCAUUUUGAUGCUUCUCAGAGCCCUCUGAAGUUCUGUCUGCUGGAACUUGAUGCCACCAUAGGCACAACCACAAAUAAAGGACUAAGCCUAAUAAUUUAUGCAGCUGUCUUGACCAGACUUUGGUCAUGAGGAAACAGACACUGACGAAAUCCAGACCACAGAGAGGCUAUAUUGAUCUUGAGCUACUGCUAGCUUAAAAAAUGGAUAUGGUGAAAUUGGAUAUUGCCUUUAAGAAGCCAUAAACAGUGGCAUGAGGCCUUGAGCCCAGAAGAUGGGAAUCAGACCAACAGCAGCUAGAGAGCACGCAUGUAGUGAGAGGACUGGCCUGUAUGAAAAACCAAGGCUUUUGUCCUGCCCUGCCUCAAGGAGCUUGCUCCCUUAGUGAGAUAGGCAGGAUGUGAUGGCCUCAGAACAAGGAACUGGCAUCUAUAAAACAAGAUGAGGCAGCAGUUCCAUGUUGCAGAAUGCCAGCCUGUGUGUGUUUAUUAAAUGUAAUUUAUUUAAAGAUGGUGUGAUGGGUUUGAAGGAGGAGUGGAAAGCAUAUAGGAGCAGGAGUCAUCCUGUGCCUACAGCAACUGAAUCACUACCCAAUCAACUAUGAGAAUUUAAACAUUUUGGAAGAAUUCUCUGAAGGUUCUCACCCAGCUGCGCUACCUUGCUAGAAAAUCUCUAAAGUCCAGGAUAUCUAUGGUAGCAUUCUCUGAAGUGCUUCCAGUUCCACACGCAGGGCCAGAUAGAACUGCAGGGGCUCAGUGUGCAGAUGAGCCCCUAGAGUAGGGUUUUAGAUUUAUUAGGAACUGGGGAAAUUUGGGGAAAGGAAGAGCCUAUACAGGAAGGAUGGGCUCCAACGAAACCACAAUGGAACCAGACUGCUGGUAUGUAAAAUUAAAAAGGUUGUAGAGGAGUUGUUAAACUGAGGGCUGGGGGAUAGCCAGCAUGUUCAGAGAGAGACAUCCCUUAGGGGAGGAACUGUUAACAGGGAUGCUCUAUAGCAGUGGCCCCCAAACUUUUCAGGGUCAUACCCCCUCUUACCUCUGUUCCCCCUGAGCUGGGGGGGUGGAGCCCUGGGUACAGGGCUGGCAGCUGGGUACCACUCCCCAUGGGGGUUAGCCUGGGCCCCAGCUGUGUCCCCCCCAAACAGUCAUCCAAGCCCCAUAGUUUGGGGACCUCUGCCCUAUAACCUAGUAAAGAGGAGAGGACAGAAGUUCAUAAAAUACAGAUAGGAUCUAGAGAGGAAACAGGAAAUUGAAAGAGCUUUAGGACUGAAUAGGUCCCUUUUUAAUCAAUUGUGCCAACCUAAAAAAAAAAAUAGAAAUGUUCAGGGCUACUGAUGGGACAGGCUCUGAGUUACCGCAGAGAUUUCUUUCCCAAGUGUCUGGCUGGUGGGUCUUGCCCACAUGCUCAGUGUCUAACCGAUCACCAUAUUUGGGGUCAGAUUGGCAGAGAUCCUGG
Messenger RNA from Mauremys mutica (yellowpond turtle), 2119 nucleotides. RefSeq names its product small nuclear ribonucleoprotein U11/U12 subunit 25 (gene SNRNP25). Gene Ontology annotation, biological process: mRNA splicing, via spliceosome. Gene Ontology annotation, cellular component: U12-type spliceosomal complex. The record is from RefSeq and is a predicted model, not a curated record. The transcript is spliced from 6 exons. Bases 15 to 458 code for a protein of 147 amino acids. Lineage: Eukaryota; Metazoa; Chordata; Testudines; Geoemydidae.